This is a messenger RNA of Osmerus eperlanus (European smelt), 2502 nucleotides long. Its product is annotated as neuronal pentraxin-1-like. The record is from RefSeq and is a predicted model, not a curated record. Bases 137 to 1432 code for a protein of 431 amino acids. Lineage: Eukaryota; Metazoa; Chordata; Actinopteri; Osmeriformes; Osmeridae. The transcript has 5 exons.
ACAACAACAGGAGGAACCGCGGUACUAAGAUCAUUUUGCGCCGCUCACACACUGCACGCACCCACACAACCGCAGCUCUUAACCCAAACGAUAACAGAACGAUAACAAAUAUAGGAACUAAAACACAACAUUUAUCAUGGAGACCACGAAGAGAGGAUUCUGUUGGAAACUUUUUCUUCUUUAUUACUUAUUUGUGGAAGGGUCGGCUCAAGACUUCGCGCAGACCCAGUUCAUUUGCACGUCCGUACCCAAAGAUAUGGACAUAUGCGCCGCAACCUUGCAGAAUGGCGUUCCCGGCGAAAACCUCAAGACCACGGUGAUGCAGCUACGGGAGACAGUGCUGCAACAGAAGGAAACGAUAAUGAACCAGAAGGAGACCAUCCGGGAGCUCACCUCCAAGCUGACCCGCUGUGAGGGCCAGAGCGCCCCGGAGACCGGGGACGCGCGGCCCGGAGGGCGGAGGAAAGACCCGGGAACCAAAAACACAAUGGGGGACGUAUCAAGGGGUCCCGCGGACUCGUUAACUCAACUGUCCCAGACUUUACAGUCUCUCAAACAGAGAUUAGAAAACCUCGAGCAAUUCAGCAGGAACAACAACUCCGUCCAGGCGAACAGUCUGAAAGACCUACUGCAGACCAAGAUAGACGACCUGGAGAAGCAGGUGCUGUCCCGCGUCAACAGCAUCGAGGACGGUAAACCGGGGCUGCGCAACGAGACGGAGCAGCGCGGCAGAGUGGAGUCCACCCUGACCUCCAUGCACCAGCGAAUAACGGAUCUGGAGAAAGACCAGAAAGAAAACCGACCGUUAGAUAAAUUCCAGCUGACAUUCCCGCUGAGGACCAACUACAUGUACGCCAAAGUGAAGAAGAGUUUACCGGAGAUGUACGCCCUCACGGUGUGCAUGUGGCUUAAGUCCAACGCGUCCCCGGGAGUGGGCACGCCGUUCUCUUACGCGGUCCCGGGACAGGCAAACGAGCUCGUGCUUAUAGAGUGGGGGAACAACCCGAUGGAGAUACUCAUCAAUGACAAGGUGGCCAAGUUACCCUUCCUCAUCAACGACGGGAAGUGGCACCACAUCUGCGUCACCUGGACGACUCGUGACGGCGUGUGGGAGGCGUUCCAGGACGGCGUGAUGCGUGGCAGCGGAGAGAACCUUGCCCCCUACCAUCCAAUCAAACCUCAGGGCGUGCUCAUCCUGGGACAGGAACAGGAUACGCUUGGAGGAGGGUUUGACGCAACGCAAGCUUUCGUCGGCGACUUGGCUAAUUUCCACAUCUGGGAUCGUAAGCUGUCUGUCGGGGAGAUCUAUAACUUGGCAACGUGCAGCAGCAAAGCGCAAGUGGGAAAUGUGUUCUCCUGGCUGGAGAGCAGUCUGGAUAUCUACGGAGGAGCCUCCAAAUGGACCUUCGAGCCUUGUCGUCAACUCAACUGACCUGCAGGGGAUGUGGACAGAAAAAAAGUGAAAAACUGUUACAGAGUCUGUCGAAAGACCGUGAAGCAUUUAUUUCCCUAACUGGCAUCAGGAUUUGUAACAGAUAUUUGAAUAUUUCAAUGUUGUGGGCACUUACUAGAUAUAUAAUGGUCCAGCACAUCUAACUGUCAGUCUCGUUGCUCUUGGAUUCAGCCACGGGGCAGGUUGGUACCGUUUGGCACGUGAGACCGCUCCCACUAGGCCUGGACGGUUGGACACAUGCCGGCUGGUCACGGAGGUGUUAUUAUUUCAAAGACCGGUCUAUUUCAAGGAGCGCUGUUCGGAUGCUGGCGGCUUGUAACGCGGAGGCUUACCGGACAGACGGUCACGGAAGCCCGGAGCCGUCUGUCCAAUUUUGUAGGAGGAUUGAGGAAGAAGUCCACCCUUAGUCUUAGACUGCCAUUUCAACAGAUCAUGCGAGGUGAAUUUCUGUCUGUUGUUCUUUCCUUGUCUGGGAUUACUCACUGUGAAAGACAGAUGGACUGAAACAACAAGGCUUGAGACCAGAUCAAUCCAGAAACGUUUAUCUUCUUCUGUAUCGCUUUAGUUCCUCCACUCACCACCUGCUUGAAGUGAUUAUGUGAAAAAUAACGACAUUUCUAUUGCCAACAUACAAGCCUGAGUGCCUUGGGCUGUUGAGUCAAUUCAGCACAUUUCAUUAUAAUUUGCUAAUAAGUAUUUCGUUGUGUAUUAUGUAUUUAUUUUCUUGUAGCCUACAAAUUUUAUUUGACUAAAAGAGAUGUCUAUUGUCGUAACACUUUGUAUUAUGUUGAAUAAGAGAACGUUGUAUUCUAUUUAAAAAGCAGUUCUUUGAUGACUGUGGCGCAUUUUACAGGUGUUUGUACUUUAGUAGGAAUGUUGUGUACCGUAGUUUACCAACAGCAUGACGUGUAAAUGCUGCGACAGCGUCAACAGAAUCUGCUUUAAUAUCUGGGUCCAGGUUUUCUAUCUUCUUGUUAUUAUGCUCAAAGCAUGGCAACACUGAAAAAUGAAAAAAAUCUACUUUUUUAAUAAAAUUGUGAUACUUGAAU